This is a messenger RNA of Hirundo rustica (Barn swallow), 2364 nucleotides long. RefSeq names its product proline-serine-threonine phosphatase interacting protein 1 (gene PSTPIP1). Gene Ontology annotation, molecular function: actin filament binding. NCBI's taxonomy places the organism in Eukaryota, Metazoa, Chordata, Aves, Passeriformes, Hirundinidae. Gene Ontology annotation, cellular component: cytoplasm; plasma membrane; actin filament. The coding region runs from base 282 to 1502 and encodes 406 amino acids. The transcript has 16 exons. Gene Ontology annotation, biological process: actin filament polymerization. The record is from RefSeq and is a predicted model, not a curated record.
CAAGAAUUCCCCACUCCACAAUGAUCUGCCCAGGGGCUGCUGCUGUGGGACAGCAGGAAAACAGCAACACCCAGAGCAGCAGCAGUUUCUGGAGAUCACUACAGGUCAUUUCUCUGAGCUGCCACUGGCACCAGCCUGACUUCAGAAGGGACAGGUCUGUGGAUGUGCCGCACUCUCUGCUUGGGCUGGGCCAGUGACACGGCUCAGAGCUGUGCCUGCUGCCACUCUCACCCCACAACGGACCUGCUGAAGGAUUCCUACCCCUCCACGGAGCAGUAACAAUGACCCAGCUGCAGUUUAAAGAUGCUUUUUGGUGCAAGGAGUUCACCUUCCACACCGGUUACGAGGUGCUCGUGCAGCGGCUGCUGGAGGGGAAGAAGAUGUGCAAAGAUGUGGAGGAUUUGCUCAAGCAGAGAGCACAAGCAGAAGAGAGAUAUGGGAAAGAGUUGGUUCAAAUCGCCCGAAAAGCAGGAGGACAAACAGAAAUCAACACACUGAGGGCAGCGUUUGAGAUGCUCAAGCAACAGAUUGAAAAUGUUGGAAACUCUCAUAUCCAGCUGGCACUAAUGCUGAAGGAAGAACUGAAAGGAAUAGAGGAAUUCCGAGAAAGGCAGAAGGAACAAAGAAAAAAGUACGAGUCUGCCAUGGAGCGGAUGCAAAAGAGCAAACUGUCCCAUUAUAAGAAAACCAUGGAGUCCAAGAAGAGCUACGAGCAGAAGUGCAGGGAGGCGGAUGAGGCUGAGCAGUCCUUUGAACGCACCAGCGCUUCAGGCAACCAAAAGCAAACUGAAAAGAGCCAGAACAAAGCCAAGCAAUGCAGAGAUGCAGCAAACGAAGCAGAGAACGUGUACAAACAGAACAUCGAGCAGCUGGAUAAGAUCAGGACAGAGUGGGAACAGGAGCAUAUCAAAACCUGCGAGGUCUUCCAGCUCCAGGAGUGCGACCGCAUCACGAUCCUGCGGAACUCGCUGUGGGUGCACUGCAAUCAGCUGUCCCUGCAGUGUGUGAAGGAUGAUGAGCUGUACGAAGAGGUUCGGGUCAGCUUGGAGAACUGUGCUGUAGAGUCAGACAUAGACUACUUCAUUAAGACAAAAAUGACAGGAACACAACCUCCAGAUGCCAUAGGGUACGAGAACUACUACAGCAGGGAGCCCAAGAGGCGCAGCAGCAGCCCCACGCAGUCCUGCGGGAUGAUGAAGAGAUUUUCUGGACUACUCCAUGGGAGCAGCAAAAACAACACGGAAACUGCCACUCCUUCAGCCCCUCCUCUGGAGAGAACAGACGGAGUCUAUGCAUCCAUUUUUGUAAAUGAAAACGCUGAGAUCACGUCAUCCCAGGACUACAGAGUACUUUACGACUACACAGCCCAGAAUGUGGAUGAACUGGACAUCAGUGAAGGAGACAUCGUAGUUGUCAUCGCAGAAAAUGAGGAUGGUUGGUGGACAGCAGAAAGGAAUGGGCAGAGAGGCUUCGUGCCAGGCUCUUAUCUUGAAAAGCUUUGAUGAAAAGAAGCCCCAGUCCUCAGACUUUACAAGUAUUCUAUUACGGAAAACAAUCAGCACACCAGGUCUGCUUCAGCUGACCACGGGCAUCCCAAUAAUAAUAUUUUCUACAACUACCAGUCAGGAAGUAACCAACUGACCAUGCUUUUCUCUCCUCUUCUCCGGCCUCAUCCCACUGUUUUCCUGGCCUACACUGUAAAAUCAUCUUCAGUCCUGAGGGAUUAGGACUCACAUGUUUUGGCACAGUCCUCCCUCAGCACACUGUGAUGCCAGCAGUGUUUCAAAGCUCAGCGAUCCUGAGAGGAAAAUCCUGCCCAGAUCUCAACUGUGCAAAGGGAAAAGAUCACAGAAGCAAGUGCAGGUUCUCCACGAUGCAGGAUUGUCUCCAGCCAGCCUGGGGGCCACCCUUAUGGUCACAGCAGCCACAUUCUCUGUCACGGAUCCCUUUCUCUCUGUGCACAGGCCAUGCUGGCAUUUUUGACAGAGGAUGGUUUAUCAGUCAUGGACGAAUACAAAAAACAGUGAAUGCAGCCAGAGAGGAGCACCUUAAGGACCAGGACACAUCCCUAGUAGGAAAACUGGAGGCAUUCCAUCACAACCAUCUCCUAAGACAAUGAAAUCCAUACAUGGCUCUGCUUUGCCCUGGACUCUGGGACAGAUGACGGCCCCAUGGCUUGCUUUUGCCUUGGUUGGAAGGUUUCCCUGAUGUCUCCCUGGGAUUAUGAAGUUUCAAAACCCAACAACACAAAGCAGCUAAGCCAAGUCUCCAGCAGCGCUGCCCUGGCCCGACUGCUCCCCUCUGAGCACCAGAGAAUCACCAAUUGCCUCCCUGGCAGUGCCAGCAGGGCAGCCUCCCUCCCAC